Molecule: messenger RNA, 3729 nt
Organism: Micromonas commoda
Lineage: Eukaryota; Viridiplantae; Chlorophyta; Mamiellophyceae; Mamiellales; Mamiellaceae
Exons: 1
Coding region: 1-3729 (1242 amino acids)
Biological process (GO): microtubule-based movement
Cellular component (GO): cytoskeleton
Molecular function (GO): microtubule binding; microtubule motor activity; ATP binding
Source: RefSeq, a predicted model, not a curated record
AUGGGUCUCCCGGACCUGCCGCCCCUCGAGGGAGAUCUGGGGUUCCCCAUCGACGACGGUCUUCCGCCCUUCGCGCCCGGAACAGCCGGUGCGCGAGCCGGGUCGGCGUCUCCUCCCGAGAUCUCGACUGGAAAGGAGCGAUCUAUCGUCAGCCCUCCCCGCUCGCCGUCGAUGCCAAACGUGGGCGGCGGCUACGUUCCUGGCGACACCGCGUACGCCCAGCUCGCGACCCUCGCAGACAAGAUGGCUGUCGAAUCCUACUCGAGGGCCCACGCCAAGGUUGUCGGCAAGUCGUCGUCUAACGCUUUGGGAUCGCGGGCCAGGGUCCACCGCGCGGGCACCGUCGGCGCGAUGAUCGAGGACAUGCUGACCCACGAGGCGAAGAAGCCGGUGCCCGCCGCGCUCUUACCCCUGGGCACGGAUGCCAUCGCCAAGUCCAUCAAGAUGGCUCCCGCCGUGCUCCGUCUGGCGACCGAUCUGUCCAUUCCCGACGUCGAGCUGUGCAACACCCUGUCCAAGCUCGUCAAGGAGACCACCAAGCGUGGGGAGCUACGGGACGAGCUGUUCCUGAUAACCUUGCGACACACGAGGUGUAACGACGACCCCAAGAGCCUCGUGCGCGCCUGGCAGGUCCUCCACCUCACCUGCGCGUCGGUGGCCCCUUCCCAAACCUUACUCGGAUUUGUCUCUGAGUACGUCAACGAGUGCGCCAACGCCGACGCCUCCCCGGGCCCCGUCAAAGACCUGGCGCACAAGGCCCUGCUCGCGCUCAAGCGAAGCGCCAAGUCCGGCGCGCGCAGGCACCCGCCCGCGCCCGAGGAGAUCGAGGCCCUCCAGGCUGGACGGCAGAUGAACACCAUCGCUUUCUUCCUGGACGAAACCUUCGAGGAGCUCCCGUACGACGUCAUGACCACGGUGGGCGAAGCCACGGAGGCGUUGGCCGGGAUAAUCCGCCUGCAGAACUACCACACGUUCGGUCUGUUCGUGUCCACGAAGGAGUUGAUGUCCCGCUCGUCCGCGGCGAGCAAGGGUGAAGAGGUGACGGAAGAGACCAGGGCUCUGCAGGACGCGGACCUCAUCACCGACGUCAUCCAGGAGAUGCGACUCGUCAAGGCUGAGCGGAAGGAGCAGGUGCAGCUCAGGCUGGUGUUCAAGAAGCGCAUGUUCAGGGACACCGACGAGGCGGUGCAGGAGGCCAUGUUCGUCAACCUGUCCUACCUCCAGGCCAAGCACGAUUACCUGGCGGGUAACUACCCCGUCGGUCGUGAGGAGGCUAUCCGGCUAGCCGCGUUCCAGAUCCAGGCUGAGGAUGGCGAGUCCCUCGGCCAGGGACCGGUGGAAACCCUGGCGCAGGUCAUGGUGCGGUUCGUUCCCAAGGUUAUGCUUCAGCAGCACCCGGUGGAAGAGUGGGCCGCCGAGGUGCAGCGCACCCACGGCGCGCUGACGCAGCACACCCGGGAAGAGGCCCGCGGCGGUUUGCUCCGAAUGAUCCGAUCGCUGCCCUACGGCGGGAGCAUCUUCUUCCAGGUGCGCCGGAUCGAGGAUCCCAUCGGUCUACUCCCCGGUAUGAUCGCUCUCGGCAUCAACAAGCGGGGUAUUCACUUCUUCCGACCCACGCCGAUGGAGUACCUCCACAGCGCGGAGCUCAGGGACAUCAUGCAGUUUGGUUCGUCGGAGACUGCCGUCUUCUUCAAGAUGAGAGUCGCCGGCGUGCUGCACGUGUUCCAGUUCGAGACCAAGCAGGGCGAGGAGAUAUGCGUGGCGCUGCAAACGCACAUCAACGACGUGAUGCAGAAGAGGUACGCGCAGCAGGCUGCCAAAGCCGCGGGAGCCCCAAAGACCCCCGGCGCCCCGGCGGCGCAGCCCCCCAGCCCGGUGGCAAACGGCCAGGCGGAGGCGGCUUUCGGCAAGCAGGCCGGGGCUGGCGGCGGCGCGGGCGCGCAGCAGAUGCAGCGCGUUCUCGAGGACGCCAACAAGAAGCUGGACGAGAUGGUUCGAGAGCGAUCGCAGCUGCAGCAGCAGCUGGUGGCUGCCCAGGAGGCGGCGCAGGAGGCGGCGGAUCGCGCCGCGGCUGAAUCCGCCGCCAAGGCUCAGGCCCUCGCCGACCUGAACCAGGCGCUCGCCGACGUCAAGCUCGGAGGAGGCGCGGCAAGCGACCCUGAGACGAAGAAGAAGCUCGCGGCGGAGUCCGAGAAGGCUAGGUCCGCGCAGGCUGAGCUCAAGGUUUUGGAGCAGAAGAUUGCGAGGCUGGAGUCGUCGUCCAAGGAGGAGUCGGCCAAGAGGGACAAGGAGACGGCGGCUGAGCUCGAACAACUCAAGAAGAAGUGCGCCGCGGCGGAGGCCCACUCUCUCUCCGUCUCUGCGGAGCUCGAGCAGACGAGCAACGCCAUGGAGCAGAUGCGCAUCGAGUUUGAAGAGUCCCGGAAGGAUCUCGAGGAACUCGCCGAGCUUCGCGAGCUCAAGGCGGACGUCGAGCGCAAGGAGAAGCAGACGGCCGAGAUGCUCAAGACCCAGGCGACCCGCAUCCAGGAGCUGGAGGCCAAGUACCAGGAGGAGUCCACGCUGCGCAAGCGAUACUUCAACCAGAUGGAGGACAUGAAGGGCAAGAUCAGGGUCUACGCCAGGACCCGCCCGCUGUCCAAGAAGGAGGUUGGCGAGAAGCAAACGUUCGCGCUCACCCUCCCGGACGAGUUCACCCUGGAGCACCCGUGGAGAGACGAGAAGAAGCCGAGGUCGUACACCUUCGACACCGUGUUCGGCGCGGACACGACCCAAGAGCAGGUGUUUGAGGACACCAAGUACCUCAUCCAGUCAGUCUUUGACGGGUACAACGUUUGCAUCUUUGCGUACGGACAGACGGGCAGCGGUAAGACCCACACCAUCAUGGGCGACGAGGCCAACCCGGGCCUCACCCCGCGCGCUGUCGAGGAGGUGAUGCGAAUCGUCUACCAGGGAUCGAAGAAGGGCAAGUUCAGCGUCAACAUGGAGGCGUACAUGCUCGAGCUUUACCAGGACACGCUCAACGACCUGCUCCUGUCACCGGACAAGGCGAACAGUCCCCCCAAGCUGGACAUCAAGAAGGACGCAAAGGGUUGGGUGACGAUUCAGAACGCGACGGUGGUCCCCGUCGGCAGCAAGGAGGACAUCAUGCAUGUCGUGGAGAGCGGACUCAAGGUGAGGAGGACCGCGUCGACGAAGAUGAACGUGGAAUCGUCCCGAUCCCACCUCGUGUUCUCGCUGGUCAUCGAGACCACGGACCUCCAGACCCAGCAGGUGACCCGCGGCAAGAUUUCGUUCGUCGACCUCGCCGGGUCUGAGCGCGUGAAAAAGUCGGGUGCGUCUGGCGACACCAUGAAGGAGGCGCAGGCCAUCAACAAGUCCCUCUCGGCGCUCGGCGACGUCAUCAGCGCGCUGGCUGGCGAGAAGGCGGGGCACAUUCCGUACCGCAACCACAAACUCACGAUGAUCAUGUCUGACUCUCUGGGCGGCAACGCAAAAACGCUGAUGUUCGUCAACGUCUCCCCGUCGGACAACAACAUCGAGGAGACGCAAAACUCGCUCACGUACGCCACUAGGGUGCGAACGAUCAAGAACAACGCGAGCAAGGACAGCGCCAACAAGGAGAUGGUCAGGCUCAAGGAGGCACUCGCGAAGUGGCGCGCCAAGGCUGGCGAGAUGGGCCCAGAGACGCAAGAGAUCGAAGACCGGAUUCAGGGGGAGAUGGAAUAA